GCAACACAUACUUGUAUUCACACAUCUCUUCCCAUAGACUCUCUCACAUCGGUUUAGAAGCGAGAAAAUGGAUUCAAUCAGCGAUUCAUUACUUCUGGAGAGCUCUCCAUUCCAUAACCCGGUGCUCACUAUCGGUGACCAAAAUCGCAAACAAAAGGUCUAUGAAUUGCUGAAGGAAUAUGUCUUAACUGUUCCCAAAUUGAGACGAAUUAUGGCUAUGUUUGAGGAGGAGAUGAGACUGGGAUUAGAGACCAAACCCAGUCGUCCGUCGGUUUUCUAUAUGUGUAACACAUUUGUGACCGACUGUCCCGACGGUACCGAAGAGGGCGAUGUAUUGUCAAUGGAUUUGGGAAGUACUAACUUAAGACUAUUGUUAACCCGAUUAAAGCCGGGAAAGGAGCCCGAGUUUAGUGUUAAACACUAUGAUAUAAAUACAGAACACAGACGCGGCAAACCUGAGAAAUUAUUUGAUUAUCUGGCCGUUUGUAUUGAGGAUUUUGUUAACACAAACCCAGACAUCGGUGGUAAGCGUCUGCCCUUCGGAAUGACCUUUUCCUUCGGUUACGAUCAGACGGCUCUAAACGUUGGGAUUAUAAAGCAGUUCGGAAUCGACACCGAUUUGCCCGAAGCUAUUGGUAAAGACGCCGUCAAGUAUUUACAGGACGCCAUCGACCGAAAGGGUCUCAAAGUGGAUGUACUGUCUGUUUCUAACGACACAACGGCCACAUUGGCGUACGGCAUGUAUCUAAAGCCCGAUACAUAUAUUGGUUUCAUAUUAGGUUCGGGUACUAAUACUUGUUAUCUCGAAAACGUGGACCGAAUUGAAAAGAUUGAUCCGUUGAAGACAUUUGGCACCAAAACUGAGAGCGUUAUACUGAACCUCGAAAACGGAUUUUUAGGAGACAACGGAUCCAUCGAUUUUGUCAAAACUAAAUGGGAUUUAGAAAUAGACAACGAAUCACUGUUUCCUCAUAAUUACGGUUUCGAGAAACUACUCGGUGGUGUAUGGAUUGGAGAUCUUGUCCGUCGGUCUCUGUUAUCAUUAUCAGAAAACCAUGUAUUUCUUGGGGGAGUCAUAAGGAAUGAAUUGAAAGAAAAAGACUCUAUUAAAGGCCCAGACGUGUCAUUAAUAGAGAGCGACAAAACUGAUGGUUCAGUCAUAGCAUUGUUGCAGAGAUUGGGAUAUUCUUCACAACAGAUAACCAAAGAUGACAUUGAGAUCGUUAGAUAUGUCUGCGCUCUGAUCGGUGUCCGUAACGCACAGUUAGCCGCCGCCAAUCUCUCAGCGGUUGUCCAACGCAUUGAUAAACCAAUGGUUAGAAUAGCGAUUGACGGCUCGCUAUAUAAAAAACACCCUAAACUUCAUAAAUUGAUGACUGAUUUCAUCGGCGAAUUGAUUCCCAACAGAAAGUUUGAGUUAUUCUUAGCCGAAGACGGAAGCGGUAAGGGAUCCGCGUUUAUCGCAGCCGUCGCCGCAAAACAUCGUCAAAAGUCUUGA
Molecule: messenger RNA, 1498 nt
Organism: Medioppia subpectinata
Lineage: Eukaryota; Metazoa; Arthropoda; Arachnida; Sarcoptiformes; Oppiidae
Source: the annotation of a GenBank genome assembly